AUGCUUGGACCCAAGAGAACCUUUGCCUGGCGCUUGCUUCAUACAACCUCAAGAUUAAGAUACUGUGCCAGUUGUCGCGUAGAAACAGUCGCCAGUGUAUCUCACGAGGUAUCCGCUAAGCAGCAAUUGUUUAUAACGGAUCCCAUUUCACCUGGAUCCAUAUUCUUUCUUCCGAAUGGUGUCAAAAUAUUCAACAAAUUGGUGAAAUUUAUGAAACUUCAGCAACAGAACAAGUAUGGAUUUCAAGAGGUCAUGACCCCGCUGAUAUAUCGAAAGUCGCUGUGGGAACAAUCGGGCCACUGGGAAAAUUACAAAGAGGACAUGUUUCGCGUGGAGGGCCAGGACCUUGAUAAAGAAGAGUAUGGUUUAAAACCCAUGAACUGCCCUGGUCAUUGUGUGGUGUUCAAAAGAUUUGCCAGAUCUUACAGCGAGCUUCCAUUGCGAUUUUCUGAUUUCUCUGCGCUACACCGUAACGAGGCUUCUGGUGCUUUGACGGGACUAACGAGAGUUCGAAAGUUUCAUCAAGACGAUGGCCAUAUUUUCUGCACUCCGGAUCAAGUAGAAUCAGAGAUAACGAAAUCAUUAGAAUUGGUAGACUUAUGCUACUCCAAGAUUUUUCUCCUUGGGCCAAACAAUUCACCUACUCAGUACUCAUUACGCCUUUCUACAAGACCAGAACAUUAUAUCGGUGACUCCAAGGUGUGGGAUUUAGCGGAGGACGUUCUUCGUGGAAUUUUAGAAAAAUCUAAUAAGGAGUGGGCAGUGAAUGAAGGUGAUGGAGCUUUUUAUGGCCCCAAGAUUGAUGUCCUGUUGAAAGAUCACAACGGAAAAAGCCAUCAAGUGGCAACUAUUCAGUUGGAUUUUAAUUUGCCUGAGAGAUUUGACCUUAAAUUUAAAGAUAAGGAUAACACAUAUAAGAGGCCAAUAAUGAUUCAUAGGGCAGUAUUUGGUUCAUUGGAACGUUUUAUGGCUAUGCUUAUAGACUCGAAUGGAGGCAAAUGGCCGUUCUGGUUGAACCCGCAUCAAUGCAUGGUGAUUCCACUUAAAACUAAUAACAAAGAAAUGGUAGAGAAAGCAAAGGAGAUAACAAAGAUACUAAGGGGCGAGAACGUACCUAUUGAUCAGCCCGUGAAAAUGAAUACGCUUCAUUUCAACGUAGACAUCGAUGACCGUGCCGAGCCUGUCGGCUACAGAAUCAAAGAUGCAAUUAUGAGAAAGUACUCUUAUCUCAUAAUGGUUGGAGCCAAAGAAAUUGAAACAGGCAAGUUUGCGGUAAGGACUCAAGAUUCUAGGGAAUUGAGUCAUCUAACAGUCGACGAAAUUUUUAGCACUUUUGCGGAACUUGAACAAAAUUACAUGUAG
Lachancea nothofagi CBS 11611 is the source of this 1362-nucleotide messenger RNA. NCBI's taxonomy places the organism in Eukaryota, Fungi, Ascomycota, Saccharomycetes, Saccharomycetales, Saccharomycetaceae. The record is from the annotation of a GenBank genome assembly.